Messenger RNA from Gongylonema pulchrum, 675 nucleotides. Lineage: Eukaryota; Metazoa; Nematoda; Chromadorea; Rhabditida; Gongylonematidae. The record is from the annotation of a GenBank genome assembly.
GAUGAAUGCACGAGGGAUAAGAAGGAGAGAUUGAUCAAAAUUGAUACGCUGUUGGAAGAGAAGAAGAAGGAGCUUGAUGAAGCUUGUCAAAUGAAUUUGGCAAGGAAGGCUGAUAUAGAGCAGUUGACGAAAAAUUUAGAAAGGAAUGUCAGUGAAUUGGAUUCUCUUCGUUGUGAAUUGGAAGCAAAGAAGGCCGAAUGGCAAGAAGAGAAACGAAUGUUGCAGGAAAGGUGCUUGACCGUGGAAAGUGAUCUUGAAUGUGAACGUGAUCGAGCUGCAAUAAACAAAAAAAACUUCGAAGAUGUCCAGACCGGCUUACAAGAGUUGGGUCGAGUUAACCAGAAUUUACAGCGGCAUAUGCUUGAGAGGCACAUAUCGGCUUUAAAGACUAACAUCCAUGGUUCCGGCGCUUUUUCUGUAUCGUUUCAUGCAAAAUUCUCAAUUUUUCAGAUGGACUACGCGAGACAGAUGUCACGUAAAUGGUUGGAUGAUUCGGAGGUGACAAACUGCCACGCUUGUAACAAGCAGUUUACACUGACAGUUCGAAAGCAUCAUUGUCGGCAGUGCGGGCAGAUCUUUUGCGCCACAUGUUCAUCAUUCACUGCACAGGUUGCUUCAUCCAAGAGUCCAGUUCGUGUAUGCAGUGCCUGUAAUGAAGAAAUUAUGCAUCGGUAA